This is a messenger RNA of Lathyrus sativus (Indian pea), 1179 nucleotides long. The record is from the annotation of a GenBank genome assembly. Lineage: Eukaryota; Viridiplantae; Streptophyta; Magnoliopsida; Fabales; Fabaceae.
AUGGCUGCUGCCACGUUCUGUAACCUCACACCUCCUUCUCUUUUCCUUAACAACCAACUUACCUACUUCAAUAGGUGUCAUUUAGUUUCCAAAAGGCCAAAGUGUAGUACUAGUAUUCAAAAAGUCUUACAUAGGAGAUUUCAACUUCAAACAAGACAACACUACUACUUACAUGUGUAUUGUGCAGGAGAAGCGGAAUUGUCCUCUUCUUCUUCUAGCUUUGAAGAUGUUGGUCAGGAGGAUAUUUCAAUGGAAACAUUGAUUUGGAGGGCUAUCAAGUUGCCCAUUUACUCUGUUGCUUUGGUCCCUCUCACUGUAGGAAGUGCAGCAGCUUAUUUACAGACUGGAAUCUUCUCAGCUAAAUGCUAUUUUCUUCUCUUGGCUUCUUCAGUUCUUGUUAUUACCUGGCUCAACUUAAGCAACGAUGUUUAUGAUUUUGACACUGGAGUUGACAAGAACAAAAAGGAAUCAGUUGUGAACUUGGUCGGAAGCCGUACAGGAAUCUUUGUUGUUGCUUACUUAUGCCUUGCUCUCGGCUUCGUUGGCCUGACUUGGGCCGCUGUUGAGGCAGGAAACGUGCGUUCAAUCUUGUUUCUUACUUGUGCAAUUAUUUGUGGCUACAUAUAUCAGUGUCCGCCAUUUCGGUUAAGCUAUCAGGGACUGGGAGAGCCAUUGUGUUUUGCAGCAUUUGGUCCUUUUGCCACUACUGCUUUUUAUUUAGUACAAGGCAGUGCAAGUAGCGUGACGAACCGUUUCCCACUGAGUGGAACAGUUUUUUCAGCAUCAAUCCUUGUUGGCUUCACAACAUCUCUUAUCCUUUUUUGCAGUCAUUUCCAUCAGGUUGAUGGAGACAAAGAAGUCGGAAAAUUAUCGCCUUUGGUUAGACUUGGUACUGAAAGAGGUGCAGAGGUAGUGAAAGUGGCAAUCUUUAUGCUCUAUGCUCUUUUGGUUGCUUUUGGUCUAAGCAAAACACUUCCUCUCACUUGUAUUUUCCUUUGUGCAUUGACAUUACCGGUCGGAAACCUGGUAGUUAGAUUUGUCCAAGACAAUCACAAGGACAAAAACAAGAUUUUCAUGGCCAAGUACUUUUGUGUGAGAUUGCAUGCUUUGUUUGGUACUGCACUGGCUUUUGGAUUGGUAUUGGCUAGAAUGGUUAAUAACAAGAUAAUACUCAGAUGA